UAAAUUUUUUAAGAUUCUUACAUGAGUAGAAAGUUCAAAAGAAUAGCUUUUAUUUACAAUAUAAUUACUUUUUGCCACAAUGGAAUUUGUUACUGUCACUUUUGCUCAAUUUAGUGCUUCCUUGCUGGAUAAUAAGUAUGUAUUUCUUCUGAAAAGAUUAAUUAAAUCCAUCUUUUGAUGUUGUUACAAUGAUUUUAUGUAAUAUGAAAAAUUGGCUGUUUCCAACAGUGGACUCAUUGUAAUUUCAAUUGAAACCACUUUAUACAGUCUUCUACUUCUUGUUCUGACAGCUCCCCUCAGGCAGCAUGAGGAUUUCUAAAUGACCAUUUAGUAGCUGGUUUUCUGCUUAAGCUCUUGGUGUCUAAUAAUAGAAAUUUAAUCAAAAAAUCUGCUUCAAAGCAGAGCACCUGUGGGUACGUUUGUAGGAUCUGCACUAAUUACACCGAAAAGGCUCCACCUUUGGGGCUUCCAGACCAAUUUCUGCAGAAAUAAUUACUUAACCCGAUGCUGCUCCCUGGGUCACAUGCAUUGGCAGACAUCGGCCUUUUAGUUAAUGAGGAACAGUUUCUGCAAUGAUCAGUCAACGCUUAAGGCAAAGGGCUGUCUUCUGGAACGACUGUGUGCUGCUGGCAGGUUAAAGUGGCUAAAAUGAAGGUCACUACGGGUUGGAAAAUUCUCUGAUCAAGAAAAAUACACUGUCUCAGUCGAUAUCGUUGCUUGGCUACACUUAUUUUAAAGUGCCUUGCUGCACUGUAAUUAUACAUGUAAGCACUGAGUGACAUUAAUUAACAUGAAGUUACUAUAGGGUUAGUUGCAUGUUGCCUAAUUAUGCAUAAUUUACUGUUAUUAUUAAAGUAAGUACAUGUGACAAAAACACUAGAAGAAAGUCAGAAAGUUUUCCCGAUAUUGUCAUCUGUCCUGAUUGCUAUCAGAAAAAAAACAACACUACCAAAAUGUCAGAGGUGAAAAACAAACAAGACUAAAUAAAAAAAAAAAAAAAGUAUGGUUUACUAUGCAUGUCUCAGGACUCUGAAAACCUGCAGUUGUCCUUGAGAACAAGUGUCAAGGAUAUCUGACCUGAGAUCUGAGUCAUUACAUGUAUAGAUGAUGUUUACAAGCCUCAGUACAAGCAAAAGGCCCUGCAGCAACAAUUCGGAAUUAAUGACCGUUACAAAAGCUCCUGAAUAUGUUCUCACAAUAAUCAUGCAUCCAUAAGUGGUUCCUUCCGGCCCAGGUACAAUAUAACCCUUCAAAUCAAGCCCUCGCUUUACUCAGAGGGCUGUUGAUUCAGUUGUGUUGGAGGGAUGAACCUCACAACCGCCAGAAGCCCUUUCUCAGUCUCUUCAAUGAGCAAUGGAGAUGACCGUAAAUUCAGUUUGGGGGGAUGUAGCAAUUCCGAUACUGACAGCGUAGCCUCCCGCAGCUCUGGAGUCUUUUCUGGAUAUGACACUUUGGAUACUCCGCCGAGCUAUGACUUCUAUACCAACACUGAGGUCUUUGGGAGAGCAAAAAAGUCAAGACCUUCUCUCUUUCAGCUUCACUCCAACCCACAGGUGUUCUCUCAGGACGACCCUUCUCCACCUCCUCUCUAUGAGGAGUCGAGUGUGGACAAACAGAGUCCGGAUGAAGAUGAACCAACAGAACCUCCUCCAGAACCGACCCGCUUUGGAUGGGCUCAGGGAGUCAUGAUCCGCUGUAUGCUGAAUAUCUGGGGUGUUAUUUUGUACCUGAGGCUUCCCUGGAUCACAGCUCAGGCAGGGAUUGGAAUGACCUGGAUUAUAAUCUUGGUCUCCUCUUCUAUUACUGGCAUCACAGGCUUGUCCACAUCAGCCAUUGCCACUAAUGGAAAGGUUAAAGGAGGUGGAACAUAUUUUCUGAUCUCUCGUAGUUUGGGUCCAGAACUAGGAGGCUCGAUUGGGCUUAUAUUUGCUUUUGCUAAUGCGGUAGCUGUAGCUAUGCACACUGUGGGUUUUGCUGAAACGGUACAGGUGCUCAUGCAGGAGACUGAGGUUAGCAUGGUAGACAAACUAAAUGAUAUCCGUAUCAUUGGAGUGAUUACUGUCACCUGUCUGCUGGCCAUCUCAAUGGCUGGAAUGGAAUGGGAGUCCAAGGCCCAGGUCUUGUUCUUCUUGGUCAUCAUGGUCUCCUUUGCCAGUUACAUUGUGGGAACCAUCAUACCAGCCACUCCACAGAAGCAAGCCAAAGGAUUUUUCAGCUACAGAGCUGAUAUUUUUGCGGCAAACUUUGUGCCCGGCUGGCGCGGACCGGAGGGGAGUUUCUUUGGCAUGUUUUCCAUCUUCUUCCCCUCGGCUACAGGCAUCCUUGCGGGGGCUAAUAUCUCUGGAGAUCUGAAGGAUCCAAAUGUUGCUAUACCCCGUGGUACAAUGUUGGCCAUUUUUUGGACCACUAUAUCAUAUCUUAUUAUCUCAGCUACUAUUGGCUCCUGUGUUUUGCGUGAUGCUUCUGGUUAUAUAAAUGAUACCGUCUCGUCUUUGUCUGGGGAGUGUUUGGGAGUGGGCUGCAACUAUGGCUGGAACUUCACAGAGUGUAUAACCAACAAGACCUGCCCCUAUGGACUCAGCAAUUAUUACCAGAGUAUGAGCAUGGUGUCAGCGUGUGGUCCUCUGAUUACUGCUGGCAUUUUUGGAGCAACUCUUUCCUCAGCCCUGGCCUGUUUGGUAUCUGCUCCUAAAGUUUUCCAGUGCCUUUGCAAGGACAAGCUGUAUCCAGGCAUUGGGUUUUUCGGGAAGGGUUAUGGGAAGAAUAAUGAACCACUGAGAAGCUAUCUGCUAGCCUAUGUCAUCGCUAUAUGCUUCAUUCUAAUUGCUGAGUUGAACACCAUUGCUCCCAUCAUCUCCAAUUUUUUCCUCUGCUCCUACGCCCUCAUUAACUUCAGCUGCUUCCAUGCCUCCAUCACCAACUCACCAGGCUGGCGUCCAACUUUUCGAUUUUAUAGCAAGUGGUUGUCUUUGCUCGGAGCAGUAGUGUCUGUGAUCAUCAUGUUUCUCCUAACCUGGUGGGCUGCUCUUAUAGCCAUCGGCAUAGUCAUCUUCCUGCUGGGAUAUGUGCUCUAUAAGAAACCCGAUGUCAACUGGGGUUCAUCAAUGCAAGCCAGCUCAUAUAACAUGGCACUGUCUCAGUGUGUAGGUCUUAACCAAGUGGAAGACCAUAUUAAAAAUUACAGGCCACAGUGUUUAGUCCUCAGUGGGCCUCCCUGUAUGCGUCCUUCUCUAGUGGAUUUCAUCGGCACCUUCACCAAGAACCAAAGCCUAAUGAUAUGCACAAAUGUCAUAACAGGUGGACCCUCACCUGACGCUGUGGAGUCGGCCAAAAUCAGUACUCAUUUAAAAUGGCUUGACAAACGGCGCAUAAAGUCCUUCUACCACACUGUAGUAGCUGAUGACCUUCGUGUCGGCGUACAGAUGUUGCUGCAGAGUACGGGUUUGGGUCGGAUGAAGCCUAAUGUCCUAGUCAUGGGAUUUAAGAAGAAUUGGCGUAAAGCUCAACCAGGCGUCAUUGAAAACUAUAUUGGAAUUCUGCACGAUGCAUUCGAUCUGCAAUAUGGUCUAUGUGUUCUUCGGAUGAAGGAGGGUCUUGACAUAAGUCGAACAAUGCAAGCACAUGUGAAUUUAGGGUUUGAGACUUCUACCGAACAAGCACUUGACACAAGGACCUCAACUACUACUACAUCACCCACAAUUGACACAUCACUGGACCCCGAGGAACUAAUGGCCAUAUCCCAGCCAACCACUGUAUUUCAGACUAGACAAGGAAAGAAGACCAUUGAUGUGUAUUGGCUAUCUGAUGAUGGAGGUCUGACGCUAUUAUUGCCUUACCUCCUGACCCGUAAAAAGCGCUGGGGCAGAUGCAAAGUGAGGGUGUUUGUUGGAGGUGAAGCUCAACAGGUUGAUGAGCAGAAACAAGAGCUCAAAGCUCUGAUCAGCAGGUUCCGUCUGGGUUUCCAAGAUAUUCAAGUCCUUCCGGACAUCAAUGGAAAACCACAGUCUGAGCACAUUAAAAGAUUCGAAGACCUCAUAGCUCCAUACAGAGUAAGUUCAGUCCAAAAGGAUGGUCAAGAAGCUGAUGAGACCACAAAGGAUUUCUCCUGGAUGGUGUCUGAUGAGGAGAUUGAAACGUUCAGAGCUAAGUCCCUCCGACAAAUACGCCUGAAUGAAGUUAUUCAAGAUUACUCAAGAGAUGCCGCACUGAUCAUUGUAACGAUGCCUGUGGGGCGAAGAGGGGCAUGUCCCAGUUCGCUUUACAUGGCUUGGCUAGAGAUUGUGUCACGUGACCUCCGACCUCCAGUUCUUCUUGUCCGAGGCAAUCAGGAGAAUGUGCUGACGAUGUACUGCCAGUGAACACCACCUUUUACUGACAUAACUGUUCACACACGCACUUCAGAUGAAAAGAAACUCUUGUUAAUGAUAUGUUCAAAUUAUGACAGAUUUACAUUCAUAUUUACAUUCAUAUCAAUUUACUUUCAUAUUGUGUUUCAUACUUGUUUUGAUGUUAAUAGGGUGUUUGUUUUAAAUGGUUUAACCUCAGUAUAUAUUCAAAAACAUACAUUUGUGCUGAUUUAGAUAUUAUGUACUUUCUCCAGAAGUAAUGAACAAGUAAUUCAAACAAUUUCCUUUCAAAACUACAAAUUAAGUAACAAGAAUCUGUUUAUCCUGAUCUUAAUUUAGUGAUUGAACAAUUUGCAUAUGUAUAGUUUUUUUUCUUUUUAAUGGAAACUCUAAUAUUACUGAAUAUAUUUAAUAAAUUACUACUUAUGUAUUAA
Molecule: messenger RNA, 4780 nt
Organism: Puntigrus tetrazona (Sumatra barb)
Lineage: Eukaryota; Metazoa; Chordata; Actinopteri; Cypriniformes; Cyprinidae
Gene: slc12a3
Product: solute carrier family 12 member 3
Exons: 26
Coding region: 1305-4358 (1017 amino acids)
Biological process (GO): chloride ion homeostasis; potassium ion import across plasma membrane; potassium ion homeostasis
Cellular component (GO): membrane
Molecular function (GO): sodium:potassium:chloride symporter activity
Source: RefSeq, a predicted model, not a curated record